UCAGCUAUAAUUCAAGUCCACCUGCAAGUGUCUCCGUGUUCCCUCCUCAAGACUUGUUUUAAAGCGCCGACUACCGCGCAUGCGUAAUUUGUUGGAUGGCCAUUUCUUGUGUUGUGGAGGAGUCCAUUCGUACGGCGCCAGCAGGGGGCGACAGAGAUUUGCAACACACGACGACGCAUCACACUGUCAUUACACAAUAAACAAGAUCAUCAUGAAUGCUCUUCUGUGUGAACUUUUGGUCAUCUGCCUCCUCGGAGCACUGCAUGUGGAGGCAAACGCUCAACCAGAGGAGAUGGGGGAAAACGAGCUACACCUCAGGAGAAGAUACGCUGAGUCAACCAUCGCCAGCGAAAUCAGCAAAAUAAUGGAUUCUAUGGUGCAGAAGAACUUUGUGGAUUUCUUGCUCAGCGAAAAGGAGAAAAGAAGCAAGUCUGCUGCUGUAGAAGAAGAGCCAGAGGAACGUCUGUAUAAUGACCUGGUGAAGCUCGGCCUGCAGGGAAAGCAGAGGAAAAACAUCUAGGCUUCGACGAGGUUCAGCGAGGCUGUGGCGUCCUACAGCUCAGACGAAAGCCAUGCAUUUAAUCGUGUGUGUGUGUGUUGUGAAUAAACACGUAACAGCUUUCAAA
Messenger RNA from Mugil cephalus (flathead mullet), 626 nucleotides. RefSeq names its product gastric inhibitory polypeptide (gene gip). Lineage: Eukaryota; Metazoa; Chordata; Actinopteri; Mugiliformes; Mugilidae. Gene Ontology annotation, biological process: response to starvation; response to glucose; regulation of insulin secretion. The coding region runs from base 80 to 520 and encodes 146 amino acids. The transcript is spliced from 5 exons. The record is from RefSeq and is a predicted model, not a curated record. Gene Ontology annotation, cellular component: extracellular region. Gene Ontology annotation, molecular function: glucagon receptor binding; hormone activity.